CAUAAGUAUAAUAUCUUAGAAGGCUUCGAAAUUAUACCCAAAUCAAGUUCAAUCUUUUAUUUUUUAUCGAAAGAAAAUGCUACUACUUGUGAUCUGGUUGUUUCUCAGUCUUAGUCCUGCAUUCCUUAAAGCCUACCCUGUGCAAUCACAGGUCAACUUCCAGGAUCGCAGUGCUCUGCCUGCUCACUUAUCCGAACCAGCCGAUUAUCCCGAUCUAACAAAUGGCCUUACUGACGCCGAGGUUCAGCAAAGCCUUGAAGAUCUAACCCUGGAUGAUCUAGACUCAUUGAACAAGCUGCUCGACGAGCACAUCAGUCAAAAUGAAAACGCCGACACAGACGCCAGUCUAGUAGCACAGAAUAGGCAGGCAAAGGCCACUAAACACACAAAGCAGGCCCUUCAGUCCUCCGCGGAAGCAGCUGUCGAUGAUGGCUGCCGGGAUGACGAGGAUUUGGAUGAUACCAAGUCAAAUCAGUGCACCAAGCGGACCACCUGUCAAACGACCAAGCGCUGCCCUAAGAAAACCACUUCCGUUCCGAAAACCACUAGAACGUGCGUCGCUCCACGACCGACAGAUAACUGCAAGCCCAAAUCGGGUGGAAAUAUGGACGAUGAUCUGAUUACUGAUACCACAAAAAGUCCGAGGCCAAUUAUAAAAAAGUACAAGAAGUCAAAGGAUGACUUGGAAUGCGACGCAAACGAUUUCCUGUGCCACGCCAUGAAGCGGGACAGAAACAAGGAGGCUAAGAGCAAUCUUCAAGAAGCUGUAGUGCCUGAAUCGAAGCAAUAUGUUCCAGGGAAAGAGCUAGCUGGAAUAGAUCAGCUGGGCGAGGAGAUAAUACCCGCUUUUAAUGAUCAGGGAGAACCACUUGAUGAAACUUUAAAUUUAGAAUUUUUUAAGACGCCCAAACAAGAGGUUAACUUGAAGCAAUCUGCCCAGCAAAAGCAACAGACUAACUUUGAGCUAGAAAAUGAUGCAAGCUUAGAGCAGGAUCAUCAAUCGGAAUUAGAGCUAGAGACUAAUCCAGAGCUUGAAAAUCAGUCCAACCAGAAGAAGGAAGAUCAGAUCAGUUUAAAACAGCAACAAUUGAAUAUAAAGAAGAAUUAUGAGGCUAACUUGAAGGACUUAAAACUGGAUAAUCAAAAAAAAGUUAGGCAGGAGCAUGAAGAAAACUUGAACCACGAAGAUAGGGAAAUACAUAGUAGGGAUAAUGUGAAACAGGAACAUAUAGUCAAAUUAAAACAAGAAGAGGAGGCUAAUUUAUACCAGGAUUAUCAAUCAAACUUUGAGCGGGAUAAUUUGGAGCCGGAAAAUGUAGUACAAUUAAAUCAGAAAGAUCCGGCCAAGUUUUGUCAAGAUUAUCAUUCAAAUUUUGAGCGGGAACGGGAACAACUCGCUAACUUAGAACUAAGAAAUCAGAACAGUUUGAAGCAGGAAAAUUUAAACCACGAACAUCAAGCCACCUUAGAUUUUUCAGAUCAGGGUAAUUUCAAGGAAGAAAAUCAGGCUAACUUUGACUUAGGAAAUCGGUAUGACUUUGAGCAAGAACAGAAGAUAGACUUGGAACUGGAUAAUCGGGCCAAAUUCGAUUAUGGAGAGCAAGCAUGUUUGCAUCAAGGAAAGCAAGCAUAUUUGCAUCAAGGAGAUCAGCAGAUAUAUCGGGACCAGAAAGAAUCGGCAAAUAAUAUGGAGGAAGCCAGGCAGGUGGCAGAGGAACCAGCUCCUCUCGAUUCCAACAAAUGCUAUCAGCUCUCCAGGAUUGACCAGCGAAAGAGAAAACAAGCUGAAGUGGAAAGUCCAAUAGAGGAGCAAUUUCACAACGUAGAUGAAAAGAAGCAGAUCGUUACAAAGAAUGAGCUAGCAAACGCUGAUCUGGGCCAGCAGGAAUCUUGCUUUGAUAGCGACAGUUUUAUUGCCAAUAAUGCUCGCGAUCCGCCUCGCUAUUUGAUUCAAAUGCAGGACGAAUGCAUCCAAAGUGAAAACGAUCGUGGUGACCGUAGAUUGCGUGAGGAUAGAAGCCAAAGCGAAGCACUAAAUCUGGAAAAACUCGCCGAAGAGGAAGAGGUCGGUCCAAUGGAGGAUUUCAAUUUGGAGGCAGAAUACAAAAGAAGCAAGCGAGAGAAUAAAGAAACUGAUGAUGCCCCCGAAAAACAUAUAUAAAGAAGCUGAUGGACUCUUUCCCGCGAGAUCAGGGUGGACAGAUCAAUGACAACGCAGGGCUGAUGGCUUCCAAUCUGGCCCAUUUGCGCAUCAAGCGAAGUUGAGUUAUAUUUUGUUUUGUCAUUUCUGGCCUUGUAUAUUUUAU
Messenger RNA from Drosophila gunungcola (fruit fly), 2306 nucleotides. Its product is annotated as trichohyalin. NCBI's taxonomy places the organism in Eukaryota, Metazoa, Arthropoda, Insecta, Diptera, Drosophilidae. The record is from RefSeq and is a predicted model, not a curated record. Bases 77 to 2161 code for a protein of 694 amino acids. The transcript has 5 exons.